AUCAGAAAAGCUACAAAAUGCUGCGGUACUCCAAAUUGGUCCUUGUGUUCGGUGCUUUGUUGGUGACACUGGCACUGGUGGCAGAAAAUGAAGUGAGCGCUGCCCCAGCACCGUUUGAAAGUAAGCCGUGUCCUCCUGCGCCAUGCGCUCCACCGCCACCUCCGCCACCACCUCCUUCUUGCCCUCCUGAACCAUGCGACGAUGAGAAAAAUAAGAAAAAGAAUAAAAAGGGCAAAGAUUGCUAGGACUGCGGGUGAGUCUUAUUUUGAGGCACUUAUAUUUAGAGAUUUAAAUGUGAUUGAGUCUUUUAUAAAAUAUAUUUCAUUCAUUUUAUUGUCUAUGUAACAGCCACUGCUAAAUAUAAUGAAUGUAUUUGCAUUUACAGGCAAAGGUCCA
This is a messenger RNA of Hyposmocoma kahamanoa, 396 nucleotides long. Its product is annotated as WAS/WASL-interacting protein family member 3-like. Bases 18 to 245 code for a protein of 75 amino acids. The record is from RefSeq and is a predicted model, not a curated record. The transcript is spliced from 4 exons. NCBI's taxonomy places the organism in Eukaryota, Metazoa, Arthropoda, Insecta, Lepidoptera, Cosmopterigidae.